Brassica napus (rape) is the source of this 2793-nucleotide messenger RNA. RefSeq lists its product as uncharacterized. Bases 2225 to 2761 code for a protein of 178 amino acids. The record is from RefSeq and is a predicted model, not a curated record. The transcript has a single exon. NCBI's taxonomy places the organism in Eukaryota, Viridiplantae, Streptophyta, Magnoliopsida, Brassicales, Brassicaceae.
UCUCAUCUCCAGUUUUUGGCCAGAUUGCAGCCGGAUCCAGUGAACCAAACUGGAUUCAAGAUGUGUACUCAGCUUCUUUGGAGUGAUGGGGCGGUCGCUGGUCAGAUCAGAAUAGGAGGCGCCGCUUCAAAAGUAUAUCUAAAGUUUGAAUUUAGGGUGUAUCUGGAUCAGAUUCCCCUCAUAGGGUUCGAGCUCUUUCACCAGUUGCUUUGCUUGAACUUCCUCGAUUUGAUUUUUGAGUCAAAAUGUCUGAGGGUUUCGCCAGGGACUUCUCCACAGUUUCUAUCUUCGAAGCAUCCACCAUGGCAUCCUGGGACUCAGACUAUUAGAUGGGUCGAGAUAGAUUUGGGUUUCUGCCGUUGUUCCAAUUUGUCUCUGCUUUGCGACGGUUUCUGAGCCUUCUCCGCCUGUUAAUGGGAGGUCCUCAUCCUCUCUGCUCAAUGUUUCAGAAGGAAAUCGUCCUAAGCUUCCUACCUUUUUGAUGCCGAGUUGCCGGCAUCUUUCGUCCUCUGUUCGUGUGAUGGGGUCAGUGUCGAGCCGUUAUGUCCUCUGUUUUCGUCUGCCAGUAUCUCACCAGUGUUUCAUCGGCUGGAUUCUCUGUGUUGGUUUGGAUUCUCAGAGAGUUUGAUCUGUCGCAUUUACAGAGUUAGUGUAGCAUCUAGUGAACUUCAAUGUGCGGUGGCCAAACCAGAGCUUAGUCAUCCAUGCUUUGCAUGUCCUCCUAUAGGAAUUCUUUGGGAUGGUCUGUGGUGCCUCAGACUGUUUUCUGGUUGUUAACUCCAAAUAUCUCUUCGGUGCAGGUUCCAACAUCUAAGUUUCAAGUCGCGAUCUCAUGAGACAAUAGUGUUGUUCUUAAGUAGUACAAUGCCAAGCUUUAAUCAUGUUCCAAGGGAAACAGAUUAAACAUUCAUUUGCUACUUUGAUAAGCUCCCUAGAUUACUAGAUUUUGAUUCAUCCAAAACUUGUAAUCUCUUUGUAUCAUUACUCAUCUAAUGAAUUAAUGUAAACAGAUUAUUAUUUGUAAAUAAUAUUUAAUUUAUAAACCAAUGGUAAUAAUAAAUCAAUUUUAUUUGCUAAAAAUAUUGUAGUUUCUAUUUUUAUUAAUAUUUGUGAUUAAUUAAUAAAAAAAUUAAAAAAUUCUAGGAGUGUAUCUAUGACUUUAUAAAAUAUUAUACAGCACCAAUCAUAUGUUUUAAAAGUCUAACCUAUAGAUGACAAUUAACGCUACAAUACGUCUACUUAUCAUAGUAUAUAAAAAGUAGUGGUCUAUUAUGUAUGCGGCUGACAUACCGUUUAUGGAAAUACUACAAAAGCCCCAUGGUAGUGUUUUCAUUGUGUUAUUAAUGCUGAUAUUUCUUCUAGUGUCUAUUGGAUCUGGAUGCUUAUAUAUGAGAUUUCCUUAUAUAUACCCACAAACGCUUACUCUUUCGUUUAUUCAGUUUUACAGUUGACUUUUCAGAGAUUUUUAAGUGUAGGGAGAAGACUGUAUUCUCUAACCUAGAGAAAAUUUAUGAACCCUUGUUUCCAUUGAGAUAAUACUGGUUAUUGUUUUAAAAAAAUAGACAUGCUGUAGAUGCCACGGGAAAAUCGUUAAUGAGUUAGUAAAUUUAUUCGAGUUCCUAUCAUGAAAGAAGUUUCAUAGAAAAGACGGUAAUUUCUUGUUUUAUACUCUAAUAGACUUAUGAUUCCACUUGUAUUAAUAUAUAUUUUCGCGUGAUAGUUGGGAGAAAAAGACAUGGCACGUUUACUUUCGACGUGUGCGCAGAAAAAGUAGAACAUUUUGAGAAUUGGUUCUCAACGUGCUGUUAAACUUUUAGGUUUGGUUCUUUCUAACCUAUAUAUCCAAUUAAUUAUGCAUUAGAAAAACAAAGUUUGUGAAAUAUAACAAACACUUAAAAUAGUGGAUAAAGCAGUUAAUAAUUCGAAAGUUCUCUCAUACCCACAUGGUUACGUAAAAAGCUAAACUAAUUAAGUAAAAUAUAUGUCUGAAGCAUGUGAUUAGUUUAAUCUUAACGAGUAAGAACCCUUAAACUAUAUAAAAUCUCAAACUGCAUAGCAUGCAAGCACGCACUAUAAAUAUCGUCCGAAAGUAAUCGAGUCAUUUCAAGUUCAGCCAGACUCUCACCCUUUAGCUCUAAGUUUCCUCUAGCUGCUUCUUCAAUAUUCCCAUCUUAUUUUAACUAAACCUUUUUUACUUAAGGCAUACCUUGAACCGGUAUUUGCCAUGCAAGAGUCCCAAUAUAACAAGAAGUCAUCUCUUAAGUUGCUCGACCGCCUAUUCGUGCCGUUUAUUGUAGUUGUUGUUGGUGUUAUAGUUUUUGUUAGCCCGUUUUGGCUUCAAGUUUCUCCCAGAUUUUUCAUAUCAACUAUCUCUAGAGUGAUUACUUACAUGUCAUCCCCCAAGGUCUUAUUCCUUCUCACAAAUAUCAUCGUAAUCAUCCUCAUUAGAGAAUCAAUGUUUUCUAGAUCAACAUCUGUUCUUCCAACUAGCGAGUUACGCAAAGAGUGCAUAACUGUGAGAAACAAUUCUUGUGACUUGUGGUCUUGUGCAAACAUGAAGAUGGGAAUCGGAUGUCAACAGCUAACAAAAGAGAAUAUGGAUAGACCGAGACACGAAGAUGGUAAAAGGCGUAAGCUUAGUCCGAUGCAGAUGGAUUCACUACACCAGAGAGCUGAUGAUCUGAUCGCUCGUGUGAACAGACGGAGGAGGCUUGAAACUGGGAUUUUACAUAGCCACAUAGACCAUAGCCGUAUGUCAUAAUAAUUACAUGGCCAAACCUGUGUGCAUAUAAA